AUGCUUCAUCAAGCAGCGUGUCCACAUGGAUUAAACCCGGAGGCGUCUAAUCUGAUGCAGCCGAUAUGCACUGGCUCCUCCCACCACACCACUGGCUCCUCCCACCACACCACUGGCCCCUCCCAUCCCACCACCCAGCAGCUCUCUGGGAAGGAGGCAAGGAAGGAAGGAGGCAAGGCGACGGGGUGUGUGUGUUGCCAUGGGGAUGAAAGGUCCUCUGAGCAGCUGCUGAUUCGCUGGCGCCGCACAGCACCAUUUUCUCCCCUUCUUCUCCCUCGCCACGCCGUCCAAUCACAAGGCGGAUCCUGGAGGAGCUUUUCCCCAGAGGACCUGCCGCCGCACGCCGGGGAGCGUGGAGGACGUUGGAGGAGAGGACACACUGUGGAGGACGUUGGAGGAGAGGACACACGGUCCUGUGGAGGACGUUGGAGGAGAGGAUUUCAGCAGAGGGCGAGAAGAUGCCUUUCAGCUGCUGAGUCGGAGGGUUCUUCCACUGCGUCAGCCAUGAAGUCGGAUGGUCUGGGGACUGCUCACAAGUCAGAAGAAGGACAAGCGUCCAAGGCGAAGGUCGUGAGGAAGCCGGCGGCAAGGCCAAAGACGUCGACUGGUGCGGCGGUUUUGAAUGGCGGUGGAGCGACGGCAGCGGCCAGGCAGCAGGUCGCCGGCGGACACGCUUCUUCUCGCUCCCGCGAGGUUAAGGAAACUGAAAAGAAGCCGAGCACGAGACCUAAAACUUCUCCCCCGAGUUGCACUGCAGUGAGGACGGCGAGGAGCUCGACUGUAAACAGCGCCGCUCACCACGUCACUUCGUCCACGUCCGGCGGGGCCUCGCCGGAAAACGGCGCCGGUAGCCCUCGAAACGGAACUCCAUCCCUCCCAGGAGUGAAGCCCAAACAGCAGGCCAAGCUGGUUAAAAAAGCAACACCGACAAAGUCAGAGUCCACAAAAACCAGCGGCUGUCCUCCCAACAAGUCCAGGGUAGGAGAAGGUGUCAAAUUCAAGACAGCAGAGGGCGCUGUAGCUGCAUCAAGAGCGGAACCCAAAGAUGCCAAGCAUGGACCUAUUGGGAAAAGGCUCGCUUUGUCCAGGAAAGAAUUAGACGGCAAGGAAGGGUUGAAAUCAUCCCUACCAAACAAACCACACAGUGAAACUACCAAGAAGGUUCUCACUGGAGCCUCACCUAAACCCGGCGCUAAACCCACCAAAGUCUCUUCAACUCCCUCAAAGCAACUUUCAAGUAAGUCAGGACCAAAACUGAAAAGUGCAACUGAGACUACUGCCAACACUGAAAAAGCCUCAUCAAAAUCUGGAGCAACGUUUAGAACUACUAAAGUGCCAGCUGAGGCAAAAGAUUGUGACAAAGGUGAAGAUUUGCACCAUGAAUCUGAAUCUGCUCCGCAUAAAAAUGAUGGUCGCAAGGGCCUGGCUAGCCCUGAGAAGACAGGAGCACAACCACUGAGGCAAGGCCAAGAUUCACUCGGCCUUCAUCUGGACCCAACAUCUACUCCCAGUGUCCAGAAGAAUGAAAUGCAGUCUGUCACCUCAAACGGGGCAGAGGACCUUAGCGCGGCACCGCGAGAAGUCAGACCCGUUAGUGCUGUUAGGCAACCUGAAAGCAACACAAGGCUACGCUCUCCAUGUACCCCCACAGACACCCCUUGCAGUAUGGGAAGCACAGGUACUCCUUUGGAGGACUCCUGGAGCAGCCACCAUCGAGUCAGCCCCGCGUCUGAAACUGGCAGCACACACUCCACAUCCUCGGACGACAUCAAGCCCCGUUCUGAGGACUACGAUGCUGGAGGCUCUCAAGACGAUGACUGCUCCAAUGACCGAGGCGUGUCCAAGUGCGGCACCAUGCGCUGCCAUGAUUUCUUGGGGCGCAGCAGCAGCGACACUAGCACACCUGAGGAGUUAAAGAUGUACGAAGGUGGGGCGGGGCUGAGAGUUGAAGUGAGGCUGCGUGGACGGGAGGUGGAGACCACCAGUGAGGAGGAGGGAGUGAAACGCCGUCCCCGUUCGUGGUUGCAAAGGGAAGAGCAUUCAGGGGCAGUUAAAACCACUGACAGUGUCCCCGAGCACCAAACCUCCGAGGACGAGGAAGAUGAUGAAGAGGAAACAGAGGAAGAGAGGUCUGAAGUAGAGGUGAUCCCCAGUCAGGGUCCAACUGAACCCUCGCCACAGUUCCAGGGCAUCAUCAACCUGGCGUUUGAUGAUGAAACUCUGGACCAGGAAAACGAUCAGCCAGACUUCCAGUCGACCUCCAACUUCCGUCGGUCCAUUUUGCUCUCUGUGGACGAAUGUGAGGAGUUGGGCUCAGAGGAAGGUGGCGCCCAGACCCCCCAAGACCCGGACUAUUCUGCCAACCCAGGUGAUGUUUUUGAGUCGGAUUCUUUAACUCCUCAGUCCCACUGUGCUCCAUCCCACUCGCCAAGUCAGUGUGAACAUUCAGGUAUCACGUACACAGAACAAAGUGAGGAACAUCAAGAGAAGUCCUUGGUAUUCCUUACCCAGGUUGAAGAGCAAACGCAAAAGGACGCAGAAAGGACCAGCCCCUCUCUGCCGAGCGCUGACACCAAAGACCCCCCACCCCAGGAGCGGCCAUGUCACCUUGACCUGCGGCACGCUCCACAGUACACUAACGGUACACCUCAGAAAAGUCAGGCAGAAACCCAGAAAACCGGUGUACAACUGGACUUCCAUGAGCCACAAAUGACAGGGGACUCUCCCGGUCACGCUGCACAAUCUCCGGCAGGCCACAUUGCUUGUGACAGAUUGGAUCUAAGCGGCAAACAUGAGCGGACGCCACCCAAAGCCCUCUCCCCCAUUUACGAGGCGGACGCGGGGGAAGCGUUUGAGCGCCGCACGGGCAGGAACAUUAGACGUCGGGCGGAGGAGGAAGGAAAGCCGAGAGGGGACGAUGAGCACGGCUUUGCCCAGCAGGACUGGAGCCUACUCAAGCAACUCCUCUCGGACCAGCAGUCCAAUCUGGGCGUCAUAAACCCGGUGCCCGAAGAGCUGAACCUGGCCCAGUACCUCAUCAAGCAGACGCUGUCCUUGUCGCGGGAGCGCCCUGACACCCGGGCCUUCCUGUCCCCGGAGAGGGAGACGUUCAAGCGCUGGGCUGAGCUCAUCUCGCCCCUGGAGGACUCGUCCACCAGCAUCACGGUGACCAGCUUCUCCCCGGAGGACGCCGCCUCGCCACAGGGGGAGUGGACCAUCGUGGAACUGGAAACACACCACUGACUGCGAGGAGGACCCUGCCGCACAAACAAGCCUCCAUACAGUAUUUAGCCAUACUGGUCCUGGUUUGUUCAGUGGGGAUGUUCUGCAUGCACAAGUGCUUACAUGUCACACACAAAGUGGGGGGGAAGGUUCUCUCAUGACACUUUGAGUCUAAAGGUACAUCAGCCUUUACGGAAAACUAUUAUCCGAUAUAGCCUUGCCUUUUGUGUCCACUUAUAAAAAUAAAGGUUUGUG
This is a messenger RNA of Entelurus aequoreus (snake pipefish), 3477 nucleotides long. RefSeq names its product BTB domain containing 8 (gene btbd8). The transcript has 7 exons. The record is from RefSeq and is a predicted model, not a curated record. Bases 1 to 3243 code for a protein of 1080 amino acids. NCBI's taxonomy places the organism in Eukaryota, Metazoa, Chordata, Actinopteri, Syngnathiformes, Syngnathidae.